AUGAAGCAGACAAGAGUUCUAGCGAUCGCCUUGACAUUCCUCGUGUUUUGCCUCCACACGCUGCAUUCGCUUCCAUACCCCUACGAGUCAAAUGACGGUCUCAGAAUCCACACUGUAGAAGGGCGCUUCAUAGCAGUCGAGAACGAGCAGGCGUUGAACAACUCGUUGAGAGCUCCUCAAGCAUCUUCUACCUCAGAAGCUGAUCUCUCCGAAUUCCUCAAGUUCGUCCUGAGCGAGUUGAACCCCUGCAUUGAAGGGAAGCAUGCAUGCGACCCUCAUGCUUCAUGUAUCCCGUUGGUGAAGGACGCGGCUCAAAGAGCGCUGGAGUACAUCUGCACCUGCAAGGCUGGAUGGAGUGGAAACGGGUUCUACUGUGAAAACAUCAACGAAUGCCAAGUUCAUGGUUCAGAUGUAAAUCCGCUGUGUGAGAGUGGCAUGUACUGCAAGGAUACCAUGGGAUCCUUCGAAUGUCUGAACAAUCAUGGAUUCGAUGGAAUGGAUAAGGGAACCAUCCCUGUGGACGUUGACGAGUGCAUGCAAGGCUCCCACAACUGUCAUGAACAUGCGCAAUGUCACAACGUGCCAGGAAGCUUCACAUGCACGUGCUCUUUGGGCUACAAUGGAAACGGGACCACCUGCUGGAACAUGUGCCAUGAAGCAGCUCCGGCUCAGCGCAUAAACUGCUUUCAGGACGACACGCCCAGUGAGGAGACGUGCGUACAUAGAGGCUGCUGUUGGAACCCGUCAGCGGAUAUGCCCAACACUCCCUGCUACUACCCACUUCCUGCGAACUUCUACCGAUUGGUGUCAUGGACAGAGACGAGCUCUGGCGUACUUGCGGUGCUCGAUUGUGAUGGCGAGAUGCGAUACGGAGAUGGCCGAGGAGGAGGGGGCACCAGGCCGUUCCAUAUCGGACCGUUCGGGUCAGAGAUUUGCCCCCUCCACCUCUACGUAUCCUUUGAGUCAGAAGAUCAUCUGCAGAUCAGAAUCUUUGAUGCCUCGAAGCCUCAAUCUAUGAUCCCUCCUUACUUCUUCCCCGACCGGAGGACGAAGGAGCACAAGGCUGAGGACAGGAAGUACUCAGUGAAGUACAUUGGUUACCCGUUCGGACUGAUCGUCCAACGUGAACCGGACGGACUUGUGCUAUUCAACUCGACGCCAGUCCCGGGCCGGAUGAACGGGUUGAGCUUCGAGCCUCAGUUCAUCUCUCUGUCAACGCAGCUGGAGGAAGGAACCAUCUUCGAUGGGCUGGGGCCAGCCUCCUCCACUCCCUAUGAGUCAAAGGAGAGUCUGAAGACUUACCUGGUCUGGCCAAGCACUUCGAACCAGAGCACAUCCAGUCCUUUCCUCUUGUCAUUGUCGAAAGAGCAGGAGGCGAAGUUCGGGCUGCUGAUGUCCAACCCACAUGCCAUGGAGGUGCUGUUUGCGCGAGACUCUCUCACGUUCCGCAUGAUCGGCGGGGAGAUCGACUUGAGGAUCUUCGUUGGAGGAGGGAGCAAGACUAUCGUCAAACGUCUUACAGACGUGGUGGGGAAGCUGGAGGAUCUUCCGCCUUUGUGGUCGUUGGGGAUGCUAGUCAAGCUGAACAGCACCACAAGCUCGGACAACGUUGGACAAGAGGCGGAAAAUCUUAUGGAAAUGCUCGACAACCAAGAUAUCCCUUACGAUGGGAUUGUGGUGGAUGUACGAGAUUUCUCGGACUACAGUGAGAACGAGUUGUACUCGAAGAAUCUAGGUAGAUCGGACAAGAACUUUGCAAGGAAGGUAUCGGAUAUGAGCGUACAUGUACGAGGCCGAGGGAAGAAGCUGAUAACUGCAGUCUAUCCCUCAUCGCUCACCCUCGAAGAUGCAAUCAUACGGGACAAGUUCAACAAGCCCGUCAGAGGCAAGAUGAAAGGAGAAGACGUUUUCUACUUGGACUUCUUCAAUCCGAACAUCACGCGAACGUGGGGUGACAGGCUUGAAAGACUUUCCAAGAUCAUCGAGUUUGAUGGGAUCAUGCUCGAGUCCUUCCAGCCAGAAAAUGAAUGCAAUGGGAUAUGUUUGGAAACUUGCGAUAGAUUGAACAAGUUCGACUCGACGGAGAAAGCCACAUGCUCUCGCAGCUUUCAGACAGAAAGGAGAAGAGAUCACUACAGUCUCCACAAUCUCUACGAGAUGUCAGCAGCGUUCGUGUCAUAUCAAGUUCUGUCGGAUCUCCUUCCUUCCCGCCCCCUCAUACUUUCACGAUCGGACGCCCCUGGCAUCGGCCAGUGGGCUACAGUGAUGGAUGACAUGAAGUCUCAAGAUUUCUCGUCUACUCUCUCUCGCCUGGUCAGCUCAGCGAUCAGUUUGACGAGCUACAUCUACACCUGCGUGUACUUCUCGCACACUACGGGCGUUCCAGUGAUUCGGCCGUUGCACAUGGAGUUUUCAAUGGCAGGAGACGAAUCGAAGAAAGAAGAAGUAGCAAACAACAUCAUGUUCGUGCUCGGUUCAUCUAUCCUGGUCGUUGCAAACUUGAACAUGGAAGGUAGCAGCAUAUCAGUGCAACUUCCUUCUCAGAGGUGGUACAACCUCAACAGCGGAUUGGAAGAGAAGCGAAGUGGAGCAGGAGCAGGAGCAGGAGCAGGAGCAGAAGGGGCAGGAAAGAUCGUGCUAUCUGCUAAACUUGGGAUUUUACCGGUGGCGAUUAUGCUCUUGAAGGGAGGCUCAGUACUGUCUCUGCAGUUUCCCGCUACAAACAUGAAUGACAAGAGUGAAUCACCUUUCGUGUUUGUGUGCGCUCCGGACGAGGCAGGGAAGGGGGCUGGAGACCUUUACCUGGACGAUGGGAAGUCACAGAAGAAUGUUUUGAACGGAAGGUUCAACUUGUUGCGAUCAAACUGUUUUGUCGACGGGAAGAAUCAGUUGGGAAACUUUACAUUGCAAUCUCUUAAGAGAGACAGUGCCUCUCAACCAGGUCCAAUGAGAUCAGAGAUUCGUAAGAUUGUCAUCUUCGGCGCUUCUUUCCACCAUCCAGCGCAACUAGUUGUGAGAGUGAACGGGCAUACGAUGUCGAACAAGAGAAUCUACUACGAGGAGACAAGAAGCAUCUUACACAUAGACUUGUUUCGUGCGUCCAGUCAAGCAGGGGAGAGAGAGACCGAGGAGAGGAAAGAAGAUUUGUAUGUCAAGAAGCCAGAGGAGAGGGGGAGGGAGGGGAAAGAGGAGGAGAGGGGAAGGCAGGGAGACAGAAGGGUUGAUACGAUUGCUCCUUGGGAUUGGAUGGAGCCAAGGGAGGAGAAGGGAAAGGCCGGGAUGCAAGGAGAGGAGGGAGAAGGCAAGCUCGACGUUCUGAAUGAUCUCCAUGUAGAUUGGAGGAUAGAGAUGUGA
Messenger RNA from Guillardia theta CCMP2712, 3354 nucleotides. RefSeq lists its product as hypothetical. Bases 1 to 3354 code for a protein of 1117 amino acids. Gene Ontology annotation, biological process: carbohydrate metabolic process. Lineage: Eukaryota; Cryptophyceae; Pyrenomonadales; Geminigeraceae. The transcript has 16 exons. The record is from RefSeq and is a predicted model, not a curated record. Gene Ontology annotation, molecular function: hydrolase activity, hydrolyzing O-glycosyl compounds; carbohydrate binding; calcium ion binding.